Harpegnathos saltator (Jerdon's jumping ant) is the source of this 1364-nucleotide messenger RNA. Its product is annotated as putative nuclease HARBI1. The transcript is spliced from 8 exons. The record is from RefSeq and is a predicted model, not a curated record. Lineage: Eukaryota; Metazoa; Arthropoda; Insecta; Hymenoptera; Formicidae. The coding region runs from base 690 to 1364 and encodes 224 amino acids.
CGACACUUUCGUUAUCGUUGCGCAGCUUUUGUGUACCGUAGAAAAGCUGCGCAACAAUAACGAAACUGUCGUUAACUCCAAUAACGAGUUACAGAAUCGCGGUAAGGCCGGUUGCAUACAGCACGCGGCAACGCUUAUCGCGUGGCGGAAAUUGUUGUGUUCGGAAAUUCGCUGUCGGUAGGCUUAUAGUGCGUGAGCGCCCAAAACGAACGCAGGCUUAGAAUGAGAAACAAAACCUAAAAAGGAAUAAAGAUUGUAGCUUGUAAAACAUUGCAAAAUGGCAGAAGGAUUCCUAGCAUGGGAUAUUUUAUAUUUGGAGCAUCGCAUGAGGCGUUUAGAACGUCGUAUGGAGAGAAAGAAUUGGAGAGAAUUGCAUGAUCCUUUUGAUCUCCACAAUGUCGAAUUUCUCAAGUUAUAUAGACUAAGUCGAGAGAUCGUAGAUUUAAUUGAUCGAGAUAAUAGAUUUAAUUGAAACAUUAAGACCAAGAUUGGAACAUGAGCGACCAGGUGGUCUUAGUCCUGAACGUCAGGUUUUAGCCACUUUAAGGUUUUAUGCUGUUGGAUGUUUUCAAAGUGCUGUAGGAGAACAAUAGGAUAUUGCAAUAAGCCAGCCUUCUGUUAGUCGCUGUAUACGAAAAAUAACUGACGCAAUAAAUGAUCUUCUUCUAUGACAAUGGGUACGAUUCCCCAUGACAGAUGGCGAACGUCUAGUCGCCCGGGAAAAGUUUAGGAUUGCUCCACAACCGUUUAUAGGUGCAAUUGGAGCCAUCGAUUGCACUUAUAUAAACAUUAAAGGGUCAAAAGAGCACGAAGAAGCAUACGUGAAUCACUGGGGUGACCAUACUCUCAACGUUCAAGUGAUCUGUGAUCCUGAUUUAAAAAUAUUGAAUGUAAAUGCGCGAUAUCCAGGUGCACGACACGAUGCUUAUAUUUGGUCAAAUUCUCCUAUACGACGUAUAAUGGAACGAAGAUAUAAUAAUGGAGAACGCAAUACUUGGUUAAUUGGUGAUGAUGGAUAUAGCUUAGAGCCAUGGUUAAUGAUACCUCUAAAACAUGAAAUACCAAAUACACCUAGGUUUCAAUAUAACGAGGAUCUGUGCAGCGCUAGAUCGUACGUGGAACGUCUAUUUGGCAUCUGGAAAUCCGUGUUCAGGUGUUUAUCUGCCCAGAGGCGCUUAAUGUAUGAGCCAGACCAAAUAGAGCUGUGGAGUAUGACGACAGAGGUUAUGCAUAUCAAGGGCGGGCACUUGCCAUACGUAUUCAGGAGAGUUUUAUUGCUCGGCAUUAUGGGAGAAUAUAAAAAAAAUUAUUUCUCUAAACACGUACAUAGUUAUUAUUUAAAUUCUUUUUAUUUUUUCCAUUAA